AUGUUUGAGCAUUCUGUAAAAGUACCCAGACAUUACAAAGCGGCUGCUAAUAUUUUAAAGAAAGUGUGCUCUGAAGGUGGAAGUAUUAAAACGUUGUUAUACGACAAUAAACUUCGACAUUUCAACGUAAGGUCGCUAUACGCAUUGGUAACUACUGCAGUCAGAAAUACACGAGCCCUAACACGUCUAUUUUCCGAAAUACAAUUAUUAGAGAAAGAGCCCCGCCUUGAUCCAUGGCUUGCCCGUAUUCUGACCAUAGAAAUUCUGUUGGGCAAAAAAUCAUUACCUGGUCACAGCAAGCCGGAACAAACUUUACUUGCUUAUAAAGAACAGAUUGAACAUUUCCCAAUUAAACAUCCAGAGCUCUUCGACUUUAAAGGUCCUCGCAGACCCAGAUAUGUACGUGUCAACACUCUCAAACUGUGCAUCGAAGAGUUCAUUUCGUGGUUUGAAGAUGAGGGAUUCGAAUUUGUCCCCUGCACAAUUGGUACUUAUAAUGACUAUCUGAGUCAGGUACGAAAUCUGACAGAAAGUCAGUUCCUCCAAGACUAUCAUAUCAAGAGCAUAUUUGUAUUCCAUACUGACACAAAGUUCUAUGACCAUGAGUUGUAUACAAACGGCAGGAUUUUCCUACAGGAUAAGGCCUCAGCAUUGGCCGUGCAUUUACUGGCACCGGAGAUGGGAUCCACAAUCCUCGAUAUGUGUGCCGCUCCUGGUAUGAAGACCACGCAAGUAGCUGCCCAUAUCAACAAUAAUGGUAAAAUCUACGCAUGUGAAAGAGAUCCUGAGAGACAAAAUACACUUCAAAACAUCAUCAAGCUAGCCGGAGCCCACGCAGAACUGAUUGCCAAAGACAUUUUCGAUAUAAAGAAAGGCAUGCUGGAUGACGUGGAGUACAUUCUUUUGGAUCCCAGUUGCUCAGGAUCAGGUAUGGACUUGUACGACUACAAGCAAGCAGGGGCAGAAAAACUACAAAAGCUUACGGAUUUGCAAGAGAAGUUAUUAAGACAUGCCACUACUAACUUUCCUAGAGUCAAAAGAAUAGUAUACAGCACGUGCUCUUUGUUGCCGGAAGAAAACGAAAAAGUAGUUUCCAAUAUAAUGAAAGCUGCAAAAAGUAAAUGGCAAAUCCAGUCUGUAAGGGAAUUGCUCAAUAAUCAGUGGAACAACUUUGGUUCGGGUGAAGCUCAUAGUAUAGCUGCGAGGUGUUUGUAUGCAAAACCAGAAUCUGAUUUAACAAAAGGUUUUUUUUUGGCUGUGAUGGAUAGAAAUCCCAGAGACUGGAGUAAGUGUAUGUCAAUGUCGAGUGAGAAAGAAAAAGUAGAAACCAAAAAAAUAAUGGAAUUAACAAGACAGGAAAAGAUAGCAAAAAAAGGAAAGUUAAAAGCAAAUAAUAAACAAAUUGAAGAAGUAGCUAAACCUGACAUUCAAGAAGAAGAAGAAACUGAAGCGCAGAAUGAAGGAGGCGAUCCAGUACCUACAGUAAAUAGUGAAGAUGAAGGACAUUCAAAAAAUGUUGUUGCUGUAGAAAAGAAGUGUAGAAAACAGAAACGUAGAACUGAUGGGGAAAGUCAGUCAUUGAACAAUAUUACUGAUAAUUUGAGUGGUUUACUCAUGGAGGGCGAAGAAAUACCUAAAAAGCAAAGAAAGAUCGAUAAACUGAAACAGAUUGAGGAAAGUGAACCUAACGCUUCUCACGCAGAGGAUAUUUCAUCUAAUAAUAUAACAUGUAGUGAAGAUAUACCUAAAAAGAGAAGAAAGAUCGGUAAACUUAAACAGAUGGAGGAAAGUGAACCUAACGCUUCUCGCGGAGAGGAUAUUUCAUCUAAUAAUAUAACAUGUGGUGAAGAAAUACCUAAAAAGAGAAGAAAGAUCGAUAAACUUAAACAGAUUGAGGAAAGUGAACCUAACGCUUCUCACGGAGAGGAUAUUUCAUCUAAUAAUAUAACAUGUGGUGAAGAAAUACCUAAAAAAAGAAGAAAGAUCGAUAAACUUAAACAGAUUGAAGAAAGUGAACCUAACGCUUCUCACGCAAAGGAUAUUUCAUCUAAUAAUAUAACAUGUGGUGAAGAAAUACCUAAAAAGAGAAUAAAGAUCGGUAAACUUAAACAGAUUGAGGAAAAUGAACCUAACGCUUCUCAAGGAGAGGAUAUUUUAUCUAAUAAUAUAAUAUGUGGUGAAGAAGUGCCUAAAAAAAAGAAACGCAAAAAGCAUGUUGAUAUCAAUGAAGGAGCGGAAGCAACUCAAAUAAGAUCGGAUUCAGAAUUUACAAAGAAAAAAUAA
Molecule: messenger RNA, 2283 nt
Organism: Arctia plantaginis
Lineage: Eukaryota; Metazoa; Arthropoda; Insecta; Lepidoptera; Erebidae
Source: the annotation of a GenBank genome assembly